This is a messenger RNA of Didymella exigua CBS 183.55, 3600 nucleotides long. RefSeq names its product P-loop containing nucleoside triphosphate hydrolase protein. Gene Ontology annotation, cellular component: nuclear RNA-directed RNA polymerase complex. Bases 1 to 3600 code for a protein of 1199 amino acids. Gene Ontology annotation, molecular function: helicase activity. Gene Ontology annotation, biological process: regulatory ncRNA-mediated heterochromatin formation. The transcript is spliced from 7 exons. NCBI's taxonomy places the organism in Eukaryota, Fungi, Ascomycota, Dothideomycetes, Pleosporales, Didymellaceae. The record is from RefSeq and is a predicted model, not a curated record.
AUGUACGCAAACCUCGAUGGCGGGCCUGGCAAUGUCGGCGAGUGCAACGCCCACCUGGCCAAACGCUUCGGCAACGCGGUGCCACAGCAGGGACGCAACCCACAGGUUCCCGACGACAGCAUACCCGAGUCUGUCCCCACAAAGGCAAACGACGACGUCCGCAAGUACUAUGAGCUUGCCUGCAAGCCCGUCGCAGGCGCUGGGCCGUGGCUCGAAAUGCCCGAGAUUCCGCAUCCCCGCGAGAUGCUGCGACAAGAGCCUGCCUCGGGCACCAUCGAGGCCUUGAUCACCACGGUCGAGGAACCCCGACCGAAAAAGAUCAAUGGCGCAUAUGACAGCACAGAAGACUAUCUGCGCACCGAGUACGAGCUCCUCCGCGAGGACGCGCUCCGGCCCCUGUGUGAGGCGGUUGCCCAAGUCCGCAAAGCUGCUUGGAAGGACGAGGCACAGUAUGAGAAGAGCGUUGGCAUCUACGAGCCCGUGUACAUUACGUCGCUCGUCUUCAGCACGCGAGGACUCGCAACGCGUGUGGCCUUCUCCAUGUCGCGCGUAAAGAAGCUCAUUCGCUGGGAGCAGUCCAAGCGGCUGAUCGCCGGCACCCUGGUUGCUCUGUCGCCAUGCCAUGACGCAUUUCAGACCACCUGCAUACUGGCGGUCGUCGCCGCUCGACCCUUGUCAGCCUUGCAGCCGAACCCACCGGAAGUCGACCUCUUCUUCCCUCACUACCACCAACCCAUCGACCCCAUGCAGUCGUGGAUCAUGGUGGAGUGCCGUUCCAGCUUCUUCGAGGCCAGCAGACAUACCUUGCUGGCCCUCCAGCACAUGAUGAGGGAGCCGUUUCCACUCGCAGAGCAUCUCGUCGACAUGAAGAGAGACGUCGAGGCUCCUGCGUACAUCCAGAACAAUCCUUACGUUGACCUCAGUUCCUUGGUCAGCAUGGAAGAGGCGUCCAGCUUCCAGAACGUCAAUGUGCUCGAGGAGUGGCCGGCUAACGAUGCAACCUCGCUCGACAACUCCCAAUCACGGGCCCUGAAGCGCAUGCUCGCCAAGAAGCUCGCUCUUGUACAAGGUCCACCCGGCACAGGCAAAACGUUCGUCUCCGUCAAGGCCGUGCAGGUCCUCGGCGACAACAUGCGCAAAGACGACGCGCCCAUCAUCAUCACCGCGCAAACAAAUCACGCCGUCGACCAGAUCCUACGCCAUACCAGCGCCUUUGAGCCAAAUUACGUCCGACUGGGUGGCCGCAGCAAGGACGCAGAGAUCAGGAAGCGCACUUUGUUCGAGGUGCGCUCUGCCCAGCCACCAGCAAAGCGGCCUCAUCGCCAGAAGACGGAGGCGCAAGCCGCGAUGCGAAAGGCUCAGGCGGCUAUUCAGCGUCUUCUUGCUCCUCUCGAAAUGGGCAAAGGGCCUCUGGACCACCGCGUGUUGAGGCGGCUCGGUCUUUUGACCCAAGACCAGGCCGACUCCUUGGAAAUGGACACCGACUCCUUUCUCGACACCUCCAACGAGUCCCCCGGCGAUCUGAUGCAUCAGUGGCUCGGAAAAGCGCUGACAGAAUGCCGCCGUCCCGCGGGGCCUGACGACUUUGGCUGGGAGUGGGAAGAAGAGGAUCUCGAAGUCGAGCAGCUCCAAGAGCUUGAGGCGGAAGCCACAGCGCACGACGACGACGAUAUUGAGGCCCUCAAAGGCGAAGUGCUGUUGAUGAGCGACAACUACAGGGGCAAGGGGAGCAGAAGCCUCAACGAAGAGGAGAUCAAGGAUAUCCUCGAAGACACAGCAGACCUUACAACGAUUGAAUUUGCCAGCCGUGGCCCCAUCUACAACUACCUGUUGCGCCAGGUGAAGAAGCUGUUGCUGAGAGAUGUGCGCGACGUUGCAAGGAACUACCACGACGCCGUUCAGCAGCGUCGCGUUGGGCUGUGGGAGGAAGAUGUCAACCUCCUCAGCAAGCAGCGCAUCAUCGGGGUGACCACGACAGGUCUAUCCAAAUACCGGGCUCUGAUUGCUGCGCUGCGCCCGAGGGUUGUCCUCGUCGAAGAGGCCGCUGAGACUAUGGAGGCACCCGUCGCCGCUGCUUGCUUGCCAACUGUCGAGCACCUUAUCCUCGUUGGAGACCACCAGCAGUUGAGGCCCCACACGCAGGUCAAGAAGUUGGAGGGUGCUCCGUUCCAUCUCAACCUGUCCAUGUUCGAGCGACUGGUCAUGAACGAGGUCGAGUAUGACCAGCUUACGCGACAGCGGCGCAUGAUCCCUGAGAUUCGUCGCCUCCUCAGACCCAUUUACAACGACACGCUCAAGGACCAUGCAAGUGUCGAGGACCCAGACAAUCGACCGCCUAUCCUGGGCAUGGGCGGCGUCAACUCCUACUACUUCACCCACACCUGGGAUGAGGGGAGAGACGCAUACUCGUCUUGCUUCAACGAACCAGAAGCCAAGUUCCUGGUGGGGUUUGUCGACUAUCUGGUGCUGAAUGGCGAAGCGCCAGCUGGCAUCACGAUCCUCACAUUCUACAACGGACAACGAAAGCGCAUCUUGCAACUGCUCCGGGCACACCCAAAUCUUCGCUCCAUCAUGUUCAAAGUCGUCACUGUGGACUCGUAUCAAGGAGAAGAAAACGACAUUGUUCUUCUGUCCCUCGUCCGCUCAAACAAGCACCACUCCAUCGGCUUCCUUUCCAAUGAGAAUCGUGCGUGCGUUGCGCUGUCCCGUGCAAAGCGUGGCUUCUACCUUUUCGGCAACGCCGAGCUACUGGCCUGCGAGUCCUGGACGUGGGGCCAGAUUGCCAACAUCAUGUUCAAGACCAAGGUUUCAAAAGCUAGAUCGGAGGAUGGUCAGGAGCGACGUAUCGGCUACUGUCUUCCACUGCAGUGCACCCAGCAUCGGCGCAAGGUGUGGAUAGAGUACACUGAUGAUUGGGAGCAGAUUCACGGUGGAUGCGACGAAAGGUGCAAGGGCGUCUUGUCGUGCGGUCAUCCGUGCCCGUACAAGUGUCAUCCAUUCGAGCACGACCAGGUUAACUGCGUCAUGCAGUGCUCAGCCACUCUCAACUGCCGUCACCGCUGCAUGGAGGUGUGCUCCGAUACGUGCAAGUGCCGGAAAUGCGACCAACGCCCCGACGGCCGAAGGUCUAUGCUGAAGCCCGCCCCGAAUGCGGCCAUGUGGUCUCGCGCUCCUCCUUCGCAGUCGCGCGGUGUUUCUCUCGACUCCGGCUUCCAGACACGACCAAACCCACCUCCGCAGUCUGGAUCGCGUGGCAGGUGGCGAGCCUACGUCAACGGUGGUGCAGAAGCGGAUGACGCACGCAUGCUACAGAAGCGAAGGGAAGGGGACAUGGCUUGGGAAGGAGACCGCCGCAACAGCACACCUCGACCACCUGUCACAGCGGCCACAGAUGCAGCUGCGAGUCCGAGCAAGCUCAUCGAGACUUCACCUCGGAAACCUGCACCGUCCGUCUCUGGCAGCGCCAGUUUGUUGGUGGAUCUCGAUAUUAACAGUACCUACGAAGCUCACCCACCGCAGCCGGCGAGGACGUCGUAUGCAAGUGCUGCCGGAUCGGGGAAGACGAGUCAUGGAGGCUCGCAGUGGAGCCUACUUGACUAA